ACAAAGAUACAACAAAGAUGGCCGGCCAUGGAGUGAACGCUGAGGUAGAACAAUUGAGUUGGUAUCACUACAAUGUAAGUCGUCAUGUGGCAGAAGGCUUGUUGAUGGCUAAUGGUAGAGAUGGGAGUUAUUUACUCCGAGCUAGUGCAUCUAAUCCAGGAGAAUAUUCAUUAUCAGUGAGAUGUGCCAGUUCUGUGAAGCAUUUUCAAAUUGGCUGGGACGGUUCACAGUUUAAAUUUGGAAUGGGAUCAUUUUCAAAUAUCAGUGAAUUUGUGGAACAUUUUGAAAAUAAGCCUUUGAUUGGUGGUGAUUCGGGGGUCCUUACUUUAUUGAAAUACCCUUAUCCAAGAGAUAUUGAAGAACCAACAACCUAUGAGAAAGUACGAGUACAUGCAGAGUGGGGGAAAAAUAGGAAAAGUAGCAUAGAAAACUCUAUGGAUCAUUCUUUUGGUUCAAAAGAAGGAUAUCUCACUAAACUUGGUGGCAAAGUAAAGAAUUGGAAAACAAGGUGGUUUGUACUACUGAAAAAUGAACUGAAGUACUUUAAAACAAAAGGGGACAAAGAACCUAUUAAAACGAUAGACCUUGAAGAAUGUCAAGAAGUGGCAAGAGAUGACUCAUUAGGAAAAGGAAAUUGUUUCAGGAUUGUCAUGCCUUACAGAACAUUCUUCUGUUAUGCAAAUUCAACACAAGAAGCUGAAGAGUGGAUCAAAAUUCUUCAAUGGAAGCUGGAAAAUGUAACUGUGACAAGACAAAGGCAAUCAACCUACAGAUGAGACAUCAGCCUAUAUCAAGAGCAUUUUAUUCAGAUAUUAAUUUAAAUUAAAGUAUUGUUUAUGUAAAUACAUAUUCUGAGUGAAUCAACACUCUUACUACCAAGAAAACUUCUCUGUUGUAAAAUUCUCUUUACAUUAUAGUGCAGGAUUUGAACACGGUGAAAGGUGAUUGUUGUGUAGUUUGUUUCAAUUUCUUUAUGUAACUUGAUCAAUUAGUAGAACUUUCAAAAACUUUAAUGCAUGUUGUCCAGCAGAUUGCACAUGAUUGAGUUUAGGCUGUCAGAUUAGGAGUUGCUAGGAAUUAUGUUUGAAUGAGAGUCACUCAGAGCAAGAAGUGAAGGAAACACCAGCCUCUUGAGUGCUCUGCAAAUCUCCCAAUAGAGAGGGAAUAAUGACGUGCCUGCAACAGGCGAACACUUUUUUGAGUCCAAAGCAGGG
Pocillopora verrucosa is the source of this 1214-nucleotide messenger RNA. Its product is annotated as dual adapter for phosphotyrosine and 3-phosphotyrosine and 3-phosphoinositide. The record is from RefSeq and is a predicted model, not a curated record. Lineage: Eukaryota; Metazoa; Cnidaria; Anthozoa; Scleractinia; Pocilloporidae.